AUGCCCUGGGCAUCCAGCGGGCCCGCCCUGUCCGUCUUGGUGCUCCUGGGAAUCCUGGCGGCCGUCAUGUCGCUCCUCUCGUCGCAGCUCCUCUUCCAGCUCCAGGCGGGCCGCGCGGAACUGUGGGGCCGGUCUCUGGGCAUGGAGGGGGCGGCCGAAGGGGCCACUGGGGUCCUGCUGCCCUUGGCCUCGGCGCUGAGUGCCCUCUGCCUGGUGCUUAACCUCUGCGCCCUCUUCUUCUGCCUCCUGCUGUGCCAUCUCAGCGCUGAGCUGGCACGGACCAGCCCAGACAGGGCUGACUGGUUCCUGUUGGACAGCCGCUGUCUCCGGCAUGUCUCCAUCGGCUUCUUCUGCUGUGGGGUCUCAGUGUACUUAGCAGCUCUGUCUAUCUAUGUGCUGCUGUUGUUCGAAAUGGAAACGGGGAUCGUCGGUGCUUGCAUCCUGUCCUCUGGGAUAGUGGUCCUGUUAAUCACCCUCACCCAUAUCCUGCUCAGGGCAUCAAAGGCCUCCCAGCGACGCCUGCCGGAGCCAGCCCACACCCUCUACGAGAACAACACAACUCGCUCUACCAGGGACCUCUACAAGCAGGCCCCAGGGGGCAGGGCACGACCUGACAUCCACCGGGAGUUCUCCUACCCUCCAUUCCUGGAGGCCCGACCUCACCUGGCCUCCUCGCUCCCCACGGGGAAUCCUGUGCCUGCUGAGGAGGGUGACCGUGGGGUACCCAGGAUGCACCGGACGCUGUCAGCUGAGUCGGGUCUGUUGGGGGCCCGGGCCAGACCUUGGAAUGGGGUGGCUCAGGAGAUGAGGGGGGUGCUGAGUCGAAAGACUGGUAGCUCUGGGAAAGACUCUACCCUGGUAUAA
Molecule: messenger RNA, 864 nt
Organism: Trichosurus vulpecula (common brushtail)
Lineage: Eukaryota; Metazoa; Chordata; Mammalia; Diprotodontia; Phalangeridae
Gene: TMEM221
Product: transmembrane protein 221
Exons: 3
Coding region: 1-864 (287 amino acids)
Source: RefSeq, a predicted model, not a curated record